UGCGUACUGGGUGCCGAGGUUUUUGAAUGCGGAAAAUAUGGAUAACUCAUUUACGAUGGAAGGCCCUUUAAGCAAAUGGACUAAUCUCGUCAAUGGUUGGCAAUACCGUUGGUUUGUGCUUGACAUAAGCCUAGGGGUUUUAUCUUAUUACACGUCUAAAGAGAAGAUGAUGCGGGGCGAUAGACGUGGAUGUGUAAAGUUAAAAAAUGCUCAAGUUGGGAUUGAUGAUGAAGAUGAUAGUACAUUCACCAUAACUGUUGAUCACAAAACAUUUCACUUCCAAGCUCGUAACUCAGAUGAACGUCAAAAGUGGCUAGACGCUUUACAGGAGGCUAGGGAUUUACAUACGCAGAAUUAUGCUCUUCUGAAUCAGACCAAUCGUUUACUGGAACAUCCUUGCAGCCUUUCCGAAUUCGACCGUCGUAUCGUAGAGGCAGAUGCUUUUUUACAAAUUCUCAUAGAUCAACAUGAGCAACUGGUCAGUCAUAUUCCAUCGUCCGAUGAAUGUCGGCCGGAGAUUAUGGGUGCUGUCACUUUUCGGAUGCAAAGGCUUAUCGAACUGGUGAAAAAGACAAUUGUAUGCCUCCAGUUUGCCAGAGGUUCAGUCAAUAGUUCAUAUCGUAUACCGAUUACUAUGAAUGACAACAUUGUUUCUGAUGCAGUUGACAUUCCGCAGACUUUACAAUUCGAUACGUCUAUAUCAAGCAGUGCUUUCUCUACAUUGAAAGUGAAAGAUUAUGAUUUAAAAGUACAUGAGAUAAAUCAUACAUUUAUGAACCUUCAAAGUGGUGAAGGUGAUGGUGAAAAUCCAUUCACUUCUUGUCAAGAGUCCUUAUCUAAUGCUUCCCCUAUUAUAACACAGAAACCUUCCAGAAAACAUUGUACUCGUAAUUCUCGACGUUUGGAAAAAAGCAAAUUACAGAAGCGGCCAUCUUCUACUACAGAAUCAUCCAUCGAAUCCCAUUCAAUACGUUCACAUCCUGAGCAGCUAGCUACUAUUUCUUCAUCACUCCCUAAUGAUACUGUGAUUGUGAAAAGAUGCUUUGAUGCAUUAGAUUCACCCUCUUCUAAUUAUCCACCAUUGUCCAUCCCAAGAAUGCCAGUUAGGUCUUAUUCUUCUUCAGAUGAUGAUCAGGCUCAAUUGGAUCAAGAAGAAGAGGAUGAAGAAUUCUUUGAUACUCAAGAAGAUAUUUCUGUCAACUGCGCAAUAACAAAUUCUCCACAACCUGUCAAGGAUAAUACAAUUCUAAGCAUGCAUUCAAAUCCAACUGUGCCUAUAACGAAAUCUGGUCGUUAUCGUUCAAGUCAGUCAUCAUCAAAUAAUCAGACGAAUUCGUCUUUGGAUGAUACCUUCGACGAAUUGUAUGAUGAUGAAAAGGAAGAAGAGUUAGGUUCUGUACAAUCUCACGGUUCUGUGAUAACACAUCUUCUUUCUCAGCUUCGGAUCGGAAUGGAUUUAACUAGAAUCACUUUGCCCACAUUCAUUCUCGAACGUCGUUCUACACUGGAAAUGUAUGCAGACUUUUUAGCACAUGCUGAUUUAUGGGCUGUUAUUCCUAAUGCAUCAACGCCUCGUGAUCGUAUGGUUGCUUGUCUUCGGUGGUAUUUGUCUGCAUUCCAUGCUGGCAGACGAUCGUCAGUUGCUAAGAAACCUUACAAUCCUACAUUAGGUGAAAUAUUUCGCUGUUAUUGGCCUUUAUCUACAGAGAGUGGAGAUGAUUCGAUAAAUGCAUCAGAAAAACCACAGGAAAAAUUAUAUAAUUCUGGUCCUGUUCCUUGGGCGCCUCACAAUUCCGUAGUCUUCUUAGCAGAACAGGUCUCACACCAUCCUCCUAUAUCCGCCUUUUAUGCUGAACAUGUUAAUAAUCAAAUAGCUGUAGAUGGACACUUGUGGACUAAAUCAAAAUUUCUUGGUCUAAGUAUAGCUGUAGAAAUGGUUGGUUCAGCUGUCAUAUCAUUACUAAGUCGUGAUGAAGAAUAUGUGGUUACGUUUCCAUGUGGAUAUGGCAGAAACAUUCUCACUGUUCCAUGGAUUGAAUUGGGUGGGAAAACUAGCAUCACAUGCUUAAAAACUGGCUAUAUAGCUAAUAUCGAGUUUCGAACAAAACCUUUUUAUGGUGGUAAACGAGAUACUUUACGUGCUGAGGUUUUUGGACCUAAUGAUAAGAAGGCUUUUCUUAUUGUUGAAGGUGAAUGGAAUGAUAAGAUGUUAGCGAAGUGGCCUCAUGGUAAAAAUGAGAUAUUCAUUGAUACCCGUAACCUACCAACUGUAAGAAAACAUGUCCUUCCUCGAUCUCGCCAAGAAGAAAAUGAAUCAAGACGGUACGUUAAUGUGAUUUCGUUUGUUAGUUUAUCUGUUAUGGUAAUUGAUAUAUAUAGUAUUAGUAGGGAAUUUCGCAUAACAUGCAUUUACUUUUUGCUGUUCGUAAAGUAAGUUAGAAUAUGGAGAUUAAAUACUGUCUCUAGGAAACAUAUUAAUAAAAUAGUUACUAAUGUAGUGCUCAACACGUUCAUUGUCGUCUGAAUAAUUUUAAACUUUCCUAUUUUAUAAAACUGGGAAACAUAUGUUAUGGAAACUAUUCUUCAUUUAAUUUAUCAUAAUUCACCUAACUGUUCUUCGUCAUUCUAAAAAUUUCUCAGUUGAUUACUGUUAUAACUUGUGAACCUGUGUACCCUGUUUAUUGUACAACACAACGAUUCCGACAAUCAGAGAGCAGCGAACUACCAACCGGACAACUGACUCAUAAGACACGUGCGAGCAGCCUAGGGUCCUGAUUGGUCUUGCUUUCCGCCUAGCCCAGCCAGUUGAGUCCAGAACGCCAAUCUCAGCCUCUGCAAUAUGAAUCAUUUAUUUCAAACAUACUAAGUUCAUAUACCAAUCAAACAAACCACAACGUACCAUAAAAUAGAAAAUAACAUUUGUACAAUAUUUGGCCAAGAGUGGCUGUUAAUGUGGGAGGUAGUGAUUAACAUACAGGGAAUAAUUCAAGAAUGGUAAAUGGUAUAAUAAUAGUUCAUAGGUCAAAAUAAAACUCAUAAUAAGAGGGACAUGAAUAUGGACAGUCUAGUUACAUAACAAUUACACGAUAAAAAUACACUCAUAGUAAUGGUCCAUAAAUGGAUCCCAAAAAUUACCAUUCAUUAUUCUUAUCGGGAUAUAACAAUUACAGUUAGUUAUUAUCUGGCUAACUUAUUAUUUAUCUUCUUAACUCUUUCUGCUUGCUUAUUUUGUUAUUACAUUCACUAGUGUUUCAUAGUGUGGCAACUUGUAACCUACGUAUUCUGACGGAUGAUGUUAUUAUCUGAUUCUUAUCAUUCAUCAUUAUUUAGUUUUAUGUUAUUUUCAAGAUUUUUUCGAUACUCAAUCAACUUGAAGAGAUAAUCGAAGGGCUUUGUGCUAUCUUUAGUUUCUUCUAGUAGGUUGUAUGAUUUGUUGCUUUUUCUUUUAAACCUUGACUGUUGAGAUCGUGGAAGCGUUCCUGCCGUUCACGACAGAAUUUGUUACUAAUGAUUUCAGUAUAAAAGCGUUUAAUCUUUUAUAUCAUAACUUCAGCAUAACAUAAAGUAAGGUUUCUUUGAAACAUGUAAACAUAUUUUUCAUUCAGCAUACAGUUUGUUGAGAAAUAAAGACAAUAAAUAAUAUUUGAUAGGAUUUCGGUCAUCUAGUUACAUGUUGUCAUGUAUAAACUAACAAUAUGAGUGGAUUAGUGAUUUUCUGUAAAUGACGACGUUAAUCAGUGAACGGAUAGUUAGUCUAUCAAAAUUAUGAAAUCGAUGAGUUCAGCUACACAAAUGUCUUUUAUAUGUUUAGUUAUCUUCUGUUAUGAUUGAUUCCGUUACCUAUACAUAAGUACACGGCUACCCGGAUGAAAUUUUAUAAGUUAGUCAAGAAGCUUUUUUAUAUUACUUUGCUAUUUUGUAAUGAAUCGUAAAGUAUUCAGUACAGUAGGUUGGGAGGAAUUACUUUAUUCAAUGUACAUUUCCUAAAUUCUUUUCAACAUGUGUGUAGAUUGUGGGAGGAAGUGACAUAUAAUUUAAAAGUGGGUAAUAUCGAUGCAGCAUCAGAUGCUAAACAUCGUUUGGAACAGCGACAACGAGAUUUAGCUCGACAGAGAAGAGACUCAAAACAUACAUGGACACCAAAAUACUUUCGUGAAGAGGGAGAAAACUGGAUUUAUAGACAUCCUUUAAUUCAACGCCUACAUCAAUCACUCAAUCAAAAUAGUUCUCCCACUGAACCACGAGCAAUCUCCAAAAAUACGAAUUUAGCAUGUUCACCGGAUAUAGUUGUUAAUCCAGUUUCUUGCAACAACUCAAUAACCGAUUCUCCUCAGAUAGUCCAUGCUACUACAACUAAUUCUUCAAUCCCUGUAAUUGAAUAUUUCCCCAGUCCAUAGUUUAUAACUUCAUAUGAUUUUUAGAAAUUACAGUUUUUUUCCGGUUUAUCACAAUUAAUGUAAAGCUCGACAAUAAUAUUUGUUUUGCUCAAAGUGGAGAUAAUAUGUAUUUUUAAGAUCUUUUUCCCUUUAAUAUCUUUUUUUUCACAUUUCAUUGUCUUUGUUCUCCGCACUUAUUUGUGUUUCUUUCAAAACCAGUUUCAUGGACGAUUUUGAAUGCACAUUUCUCUAGUGGUUUUACACAUCCUCUCUCCUCUAUCUAUAAUUUCUUAAAUGGUGCUCGGAUUGAUUACAUAUUCAUUCCAUAAUAAUCAUAAUGCAAACGAUAUUAUCCCCCUUUUGGUUCUCUAUUCAUCUCGCUUUUUUUCUGUUAUAUUUCACUUCUAACAUUCAAUUCUGUUAUUUAUUGUUUGCUUCUCUAGUUUGAUUUUUGUUUUGAAACUUUUAUUAAAAUGGAUGCAUUGUACUACCAUGUUUUUCUUUCCCAUUUACUUUCAUCGUUUUUUUCCUUUUAAGCUUCCUAUAACUUGUUCGCUUGUUUGUUACUUUCCUUCUGUACAAAGAAAGUCAGCAAGAUGUAUUAAAUGCUCUGACCGUAGAAUAGUUACAUGUGUGUGUAAACAAGGGUCCUACUAUUUCUCUGUAUGAUCAUAUUUGUUAUGUACUAUAUAAUUUGUGUUAACCUGUCGAGGUCGAUAACUAUUUUCAGUAUUUAAACUUUUCGAAUGUUUGAUUCUAUUUUUGCUAACUCAUCGUUUUCUGAAAAAUCGGAGUUACAGCCGUUACUAUUGUUUUCCAUUUUAAAUAUAGCUGUUUACAGAGAUAUGACUCCACUCGGCUUAUAUCAAGUAUAAUAUAGAUAUAUUCUGCUUUGUCUCAAUAAACACUGUAAGAGU
This is a messenger RNA of Schistosoma bovis, 5293 nucleotides long. The record is from the annotation of a GenBank genome assembly. NCBI's taxonomy places the organism in Eukaryota, Metazoa, Platyhelminthes, Trematoda, Strigeidida, Schistosomatidae.